CAUCGGCCUACCUCGACACGCAGCCAUCAGUUUUCAGUCUGGAUGUCGAAUAUUGGCGCGAUGUCAAGCAUUCCAAUAGCUCACAAUGCUGAGACAGACGGCGUGGGUAGCUACACUGCGGGUCUAUCGCAAAGUCAAGAUACUAACGAUUCGGUUAUGCUGCAUCAACUAUGUAAUCGCUGUAAAAGCUUCAUCGAUGGCUGGGAAUUGUUGAAAUGGGCCGAAGAGGGUAAGGAAGUAUGCAACGCCCAGAUUGCCCGGCUUGAACGCAAGUUCUACAGAACCGGAUACGAGGUUCGCUUUGCUACAGUUGAGCAACUGUUGCAGUCGACAGAACAUUGUCAUUUGUGCACAAUGGUGCUUUCCAAGGCAGAUCAUGAGACCAAAUAUCCAAGAAUCUCAUUUAGGCUUGGUGAUUUUCAAGAGGAUGAUGAUAGAUCUGGGGGCUUCUUACCUCUGUUUGUGCAGGACUACGAUUCCUUGCUAACGGCGCACCUCUAUUUGAGAUUCUACAAUGUAUCGAGUAACGACGCAGUAGACGCUGCGCAGCAAGGGCGAAGCGUACCCGCUCAGCCAACAGCCAACCUAGACCAGAUCAAGACCUGGCUCGCUGCCUGUCUUCAGAAGCACAGGACCUGUUCGACAUGGUCGUCGAACUUGACGACGUCAUUCCAGCGACCGACCCGACUCCCCGAACUCACUUCAGACGGCGUAAGAUUGCGAUACGAUACUAGUACCAUUGAAGGGCUUCAGUACCUUACACUUAGUCAUGUGUGGGGGGAUAAAACCCAUCGUCUCCGCCUGACACUAUCACGACUCGACGAAUUUCAAGUCGCAGUGCCUUGGUCAGAGUUACCAAACAUGUUCAUUGAGGCCUUAAGAAUUGUUCGACACACUGGCUUCCGUUACCUGUGGGUUGAUGUGUUAUGUAUCAUUCAGGACUCACGAUCAGACUGGGAAACUGAAGCUGCUGCGAUGACGUCGGUAUAUAGCAACGCAAUCUGCUGCAUAUCCUUCUUGUUUCCACCUAGGAAAGACUUCAUCCGGACAAGGAAGGAUCCAAGAACUAUGAGUUCUUGCUCUAUCCGCAAAGCAACGCAGACACAAAAAGGCAUCUGCAUCAUUCCUACUACGAAUCGACGCCUGCCAGUGUUCUACGGGCAUGAAACCAUCAUGUGGGAAUGUGUGGAAGAGUUUUGCGAUGAGCUAGCAGGUUCUUGGCUUCCAAAGUUCGAAAUAGGGGACUAUAACAGACGACGACGUAACGGACGAGAGAUGACACAGAAACGACAUAUCCCACUAAGAGAUGUUCCUCAGGAUAGCGCGCUUCCAAUACCGUUUGCAGACUACGAGCACCUUCUCAAUUAUUUCAAGAACUGGAAAGACCUGAUUUGGGAAUACAGUACAAGGAAUCUAACAGCAGAGUCUUUACCAGACGGCUUGCUAUGGUUCAUGGAUUGCACUGGCGAGAGAGUAUUGGAUGGCGAGGAUGUACCCCCAUCGCAAACGAUACGUGAGCCUGGAUCUGUCAUGGCGCCGUCUUGGUCGUGGUUCGCAAGUUCUCUUUACCUGGACCACGACAUUGACUUCUUUGAUGAAUACCACAGCUGGCCACAAAACGUCCCUGAAGGUUCGCGCAACAGACUCGUGUUCUUGGCGCAGCUAGUGCACUUCCAGUGGUGCGGCCUGCCUCUCAAUCAAGUGCCUUCAACGGCAUUUCACGACUUCUCUGGUCUACGUACAACACUUGAAGUAGCUACAUACGAGGAAGCACGUCUAACAUCCGAAGACGGGUGGAACAUGGACUGUCUAUCCCUGAAGGAAGGACUUGAAUCUUUGUAUCAUGUCCGUUUCGACGGGCAAGUAUACUGCGACAACUUCAAAUACUAUGAGCAACCGCCAGGGAAUGCCAUCCUGGCUCUUCUAGUCGAGACUCAGCGUACUCACCAUGAACAUCGCUAUUUUGGAGGUCUGGCGCUGAUACCCGGAGAAGAAGAAGGCACGUGGAAGCGCUUUGGUUACUGGGAUGCUAAAAUGUAUUCACUGGGGUAUGAAGAGGAACCCCCGGCAAAUAUGUAUAAUCCAAAAGGUCCAUCGGUCUUCUCAGGUCUCGAAGAAGUAAAGACGGAAAGGCUCACGCUGGUCUGAGCACCGCGUAGCGUCGUCGUCCAAAUCAGUAUGUCCAAAAGCCAUUGCAAAUACGCUUAUAUCUUUCACAAAUCAUGGAAAAAUUACAUCG
Alternaria rosae is the source of this 2239-nucleotide messenger RNA. RefSeq names its product heterokaryon incompatibility protein-domain-containing protein. Lineage: Eukaryota; Fungi; Ascomycota; Dothideomycetes; Pleosporales; Pleosporaceae. The transcript has 4 exons. Bases 43 to 2148 code for a protein of 701 amino acids. The record is from RefSeq and is a predicted model, not a curated record.